Molecule: messenger RNA, 930 nt
Organism: Colletotrichum orchidophilum
Lineage: Eukaryota; Fungi; Ascomycota; Sordariomycetes; Glomerellales; Glomerellaceae
Exons: 1
Coding region: 1-930 (309 amino acids)
Source: RefSeq, a predicted model, not a curated record
AUGACACAUUUACGACAAGCCCGCAAAAUUGCCAUGGUUGGCGCCAGCGGUAACCUCGGGCAACACACUCUCGAAGCACUGCUCACCCAUGGCCUCCACGAUAUCACCAUCAUUGUCCGAGAGCAAUCUACCUCACAAUUCCCAGCUAGCGUUAAUGUCAAGAGAGUAGCUUUCGAUGACGAAGCCGCUCUCACUAAUGUUCUGAAAGGCCAAGAUGUUCUCGUGCUUCAACUGGGCAUCUCGUCGGUCGGCCUCAGCGACGUCGUUAUUCACGCAGCCGCAAAGGCAAAUGUUCCAUAUAUCCUGCCUACUGAGUUUGGCAGUGACCCAGCAGGCAAGCUCAUUGACGAGCUGCCAGAGAUUGCCGCCAAGCGCAAAUAUCGUGAUCUCAUCGAAGAGCUCGGAGUCGGCUCAUGGAUUGGUGUUGUCACCAACCCCUGGUAUGAUUUCUGUCUGCCCAUGGGUGAUGUCUUGGGCGUCAACGCCAAAACGCUGAAGGCUACGCUAUGGGACGGUGGAAACACGAAGAUGAAUUACAGCACGCUGCCUCGAGUCGGAGCUGUGACGGCCGAAAUUUUGGCAAUGGCAGACAAGGAAUUGGCACGCUAUCGGAAUCGAUGCUUCUACGUCACGUCUUUUCAUGUCACACAGAGAGAGGUGCUGAACAGCGUGAUGCUGGCGACUGGUACUUCUGAGAGUGAAUGGGACAUCGGCGAGGAAUCUGUGGACGCGGUCGUCGAACGAGCCAACGCCAUGAGCGAGGCAGACCCGCACUCUGUGGUGCUAGUGAAAUUCAUGCCUUUGCAUUACAAGGAGGGCCAAGGGGGCGACUUCAACAACAAGGUUGAGGAUCUCAGACGUUUUGGCCUGGAAGAGGAAGACUUUGAUGCGGUGACUAGUGAGGUGGUUCAGCGGAUUUUGUCGGCCUAG